Molecule: messenger RNA, 3702 nt
Organism: Alosa alosa (allis shad)
Lineage: Eukaryota; Metazoa; Chordata; Actinopteri; Clupeiformes; Clupeidae
Gene: pdk2a
Product: pyruvate dehydrogenase kinase 2a
Exons: 11
Coding region: 103-1329 (408 amino acids)
Biological process (GO): protein phosphorylation; regulation of glucose metabolic process
Cellular component (GO): mitochondrion
Molecular function (GO): pyruvate dehydrogenase (acetyl-transferring) kinase activity
Source: RefSeq, a predicted model, not a curated record
AUUCGACUGCGGCAGUAAGCUUGCCUGCCUGCCUAUCUAACAAAGAACUGUCUUGUAGAUUUUGUUUUGAAAAGUAGGCUAAUUAACGAUACAGUUUUGACAAUGAAGUUCGUUAGAUUCGUCAUGAAGAAUGCAGCUUUGGCAAAUGUGCCUAAACACAUUGAACAUUUCUCAAAAUUUUCGCCAUCUCCAAUUUCAAUGAAACAGUUCAUCGACUUUGGUUCUUCUAAUGCAUGUGAGAAAACAUCGUUCGUAUUCCUUAGGCAGGAGUUGCCCGUGCGGCUCUCCAACAUCAUGAAAGAAAUCAAUCUUCUUCCCGACCGGUUGCUUACGACCCCGUCAGUGCAAAUUGUCCAAAGUUGGUAUAUUCAAAGCUUGAUGGAUAUUUUAGACUUCCUGGAAAAGUCGCCAGAUGACCACAGUGUUUUGGCAGAGUUUGUGACCACACUGGUGAAUAUCAGGAACAGGCACAAUGAUGUUGUGCCCACCAUGGCUCAAGGUGUCAUCGAGUACAAGGAAGCCUUCGGUGAGGAUCCAGUCACCAGCCAGAAUAUCCAGUAUUUCCUGGACCGCCUGUACAUGAGCCGAAUAUCCAUCAGAAUGCUCAUUAAUCAGCACACUCUUGUCUUUGAUGGAGAAAUGAAACCAGUUCACGCUAGUGCAAUAGGGAGUAUUGACCCUCACUGCAAUGUGACCGAGAUUGUCAGAGACGCUUAUGAAAAUGCCAAGGGGCUGUGUGAACAGUAUUACCUCAUCUCACCUGAUCUGCUCUUGAAUGAACUGAACACUAAAAGCAGGGGGCAGCCCAUCAAUAUGGUCUAUGUGCCUUCCCAUCUCUAUCAUAUGCUUUUUGAGCUGUUCAAGAAUGCUAUGAGGGCCACCAUUGAAAAUCACAGUAACAGCACCCUACCACCUGUUGAAGUCAUGGUGGCAAUAGGAGGGGAAGACUUGUCUAUUAAGGUGAGCGACAGGGGUGGUGGAGUCCCCUUCAGGAAGAUGGAGAAACUCUUCAGCUACAUGUAUUCCACUGCUCCCGCUCCACAUAUUGGCCAACACGACCGGCCUCCUCUGGCUGGCUUUGGCUACGGUCUGCCCAUCUCCCGCCUCUAUGCCCAGUACUUCCAGGGAGACCUCCAGCUGUACUCAAUGGAGGGUCAUGGGACUGAUGCCAUCAUUCACCUGAAGGCUUUGUCCACUGACUCUGUGGAGAGACUGCCCGUGUACAACAAGACGGCCAAGCGCAACUACAAAGUCAGCCAAAUGGCCGACGACUGGUGUGUUCCCACCAGAGAGCCUCUGGACCUGGCUGUGUUUCGGCUGUCUAAAUGAGAGAUGAAAGAAGGUCCAGCAGCGCUGCUGAUUUGCUUGCAGGGGAUCCUGCUAUGGCCUAGGCCAGUGUCCAGUCCAGAUGGAUAGGUUUUGGGAAACGGACUUAAGGACAUUGCUCUGUUUGGGUGUGAUCGUCAUGGGUUUAUCCCUCCUUUAAGCUUAAGAUGCCUCCAAAAGCUGUUGAGUAGUAACAGCUACUUACUUACACUGUUGACACUACCGUCUGGCCCACCAAUCACGUAAUGACGUUUCAUUCUCCCAGCCUGAAAGUACAGUUCUACUAAAUAACCCUCUUAGUAUUGCUUUAGUAGAGAUGAAAGACCAGGGACUCAUGUCAUGUUGACAUUUAACUCAACUCAUAAAAGCACAGCAGAACUUCGAUAUUAACACAGUCCACCUGAUUGGAGUUAGUUUGGGAUUCUGAAGGAUAGCUCAUAGUGAUAAGAAUUCCCUUAUAGAGACUAAUUCGGUAAGACAGGUGAAACCAAGCCAAAAAGCUGACGUGACUUUGGAAAAGCACUUGAGUUAAAAAGUGAAUCUUUUCUUAGCCAAUGGAGGCUAAAGGCUAAUAUGGCCUAAAAGCAGGUGAGAAGGCUGUGGAAUUGCCAUUAAAACAAAAAGGAUGGAGAGUUUGCACAGACAGCUCAGCAUGUUUUUAAUGCCUGACUGAUCUGCGUUUCAAGUGUUCUCAUGCUGGCUCAGCACCGUUUCAUCUUCCCAUGUAAUUUUGCAUGUGGUCAGAAACCAAAUGAAAAAAACGGAGGUGUUCCUGUCCACAGGCUUUGUGGAAUUAGAGAUGGAAACAUCUCGUGGUUGGUGUCGUGGCAUGGCAGAAAAAAAGGGAGAAACAUGAAAAGAAAGGAAAAGAGAAAGUAUCCCCAUUGAAGUGAUCAAAGGAACGUGUUCAGAGAUUGUUCAUGUUCAGAGAUUGAAGUGCAUUUCAUCCAGUCCAUGGCCAAAAGCAUCUACACUAUUGCAAUGGGUGAUUUUCAUGAGUCCUAUAUUUUUUCCCAAUUGUCGAAAGGCAAAACACUCCAAACAAAAAGAGAGUUAUCUCUGCAUCUAUCACAAAGUUUACGGGGCGUUUUCCACCAACAGAAAACCAUCUCCGAUCUUGGUUCAUGCUUCAGAUGGUGAUCAAUCAUUUCCACCUAAACUAAAUCAGUUCGGAACCUGAAAAGUUGGUUCAGAGCUGUCACCAGAAAAUAGUUGCACACAACACCUUCUGUUGAUGAUGCAAACAUGGCUCUAUCCAAAAUUGAUGGAAAUGCAAAAUGGUUUACUUAAUAGUACCAAGGUUCAAAGAAUUCUAAAAGAAACCAGUUGAAGAACCAGUUUUCUGUUGGAUGAAAAACAAACCAGUGGUGGAUGGCCUAAGUUAGCUAAAACCUGGUGCCCCUUUCCCUUUGAGUUCUACGGUACCUCGGUCAAGAGAUUUGGCCAUCGCCUCUGCCAUAUUUCUGAAACCAUAUUUGGUAACAAUGCCCAAAGCAAUGCUUGCCUCUUCCUCCUCUCUCCUCCACUCUUAAAAUGAAUGUGUUGGAAACAAUGCAAACUGUGUUGUCUAUCUGGACACAAAAGAUGUGUUAAAAACAAUGCAAGUUGUGUUGUUUUCAACACAUUCGUUUUAAGAGUAUACCCACUUCAGUUGCUAACACAUUGACCUCUACAGUAUAGCGAUAGGUAAGAUUCAAGUGAAUGUGAAAGCAGAAUGCCUUCUUGUCAACACCAGGUCCUGUCUUGUCUUAUCACCCCUGAAUUGUAUUAUCUCCUCUGUCUCCUCAUUGGUCAGUGUAGUCGUGUUUACCUUCAGAGCCAUUUAAAGUGUAACUACUUUGGGAAGUGUCUUUCCAAACUCCUGCAUUUUUAAAAACGCGAUGUUAAACAAAUGUUAUUUGUUCUUUUGUAACACUAUUGCUGUGGAUUGGAUUUGAUAGACAAUGGAUAUCAAGUCUUUGUCACACAUAACUGUAGCAUGCCAGCCUGCUUUUGUAGACCAGGUUAAAAAGACUAGCAGAGAACCUGUAGCUUUUCUGCUUGAACUACCUCAUGUUUAGUGGGGGUUUGUGUCGUCACUGUUUCCGUUAAAAGCCAUAAGCUGUGUUGUAAAGAGUGCAAGUAGAUCUCAUGGGUCCAAUACAAAGGCCUUUGAUCUCUUUCUCCUCCAUGUGCCUUCUCCUAGAGAGCCUAAACGUCACUGUUGUGAGUAUGGACCAGGCAUGUCGAGAGUAUGAACUCUCUUUUGUGUGUGUCAUAAAGUAAACGUUGCUUUUAAAAUCAAUGUACUUAUUUUUGUUCAAAAGUGAAUCUAUUUUCCAUUUUAAAUGAAAAGAAGAGUGAAGAUUAUGUGUAAAUAAACUAUUUCCAAGUGAA